GCCCGGCGCCGCCCGCAGGCCGGGGCGGAACGUGCGGCGGGCGCGCAGCGAUGGCGGCGGCCGAGGUGGCGCGGCAGGGUGAAGGCUGUCGUACCGUCCCGCUUUCCGGGCACGUCGGAUUUGAUAGUUUGCCUGACCAGCUGGUUAAUAAAUCUGUUAAUCAUGGGUUUUGUUUCAACAUCCUGUGUGUGGGGGAAACCGGUCUUGGUAAGUCCACCCUCAUGGACACCCUUUUCAACACCAAGUUUGAAGGUGACCCAGCAUCUCACUCACAGCCUGGGGUCCAGCUGAAAUCCAGUACGUAUGACCUGCAGGAGAGCAAUGUCAACCUCAAGCUGACUAUUGUAAGCACAGUGGGCUUUGGGGAUCAGAUCAACAAAGAGGACAGCUAUAAACCCAUUGUUGAGUUCAUUGAUGCUCAGUUUGAAGCCUACUUGCAAGAAGAACUGAAGAUAAGAAGAGUCUUGCACAACUACCAUGACACCCGGAUCCACGCUUGCUUGUACUUCAUUGCCCCGACCGGCCAUUCCCUGAAAUCCCUGGACUUGGUAACGAUGAAGAAGCUCGACAGCAAGGUGAACAUCAUUCCUAUCAUUGCCAAAUCUGAUGCCAUUUCCAAGAGUGAGCUGACCAAGUUUAAAAUUAAAAUCACAAGUGAACUGGUCAGUAAUGGGGUGCAGAUCUACCAGUUCCCGACAGAUGAUGAAUCAGUGGCGGAGAUAAAUGGGACAAUGAAUGCCCACUUGCCAUUUGCAGUGAUCGGGAGUACGGAGGAGCUGAAAAUAGGAAACAAAAUGAUGAAAGCUCGUCAGUACCCUUGGGGCACAGUGCAGGUGGAGAACGAAGCUCACUGUGACUUCGUGAAGCUGCGGGAGAUGCUGAUCCGCGUGAACAUGGAAGACCUUCGUGAGCAGACCCACACACGCCACUAUGAGCUCUACAGGCGAUGUAAACUGGAAGAGAUGGGUUUCAAGGACACUGAUCCAGACAGCAAACCCUUCAGCUUACAAGAAACCUACGAAGCCAAAAGAAACGAGUUUCUGGGAGAGCUGCAGAAAAAGGAAGAGGCAAUGAGACAGAUGUUUGUCCAGAGGGUCAAGGAAAAAGAAGCUGAGUUGAAGGAGGCUGAAAAAGAGCUGCAUGAAAAGUUUGAUCGCUUGAAGAAAUUGCAUCAGGAUGAAAAGAAGAAACUAGAGGAUAAGAAGAAGUCUCUGGAUGAUGAAGUAAAUGCAUUUAAACAAAGGAAGACAGCAGCUGAAUUGCUUCAGUCACAGGCUCAGCAAGCUGGAGGAUCGCAAACUCUUAAAAGGGAUAAGGAAAGGAAAAAUUCGGGUUUCCUGUAGAACCUUUCCCUUGGCCCCAGAGGCGAAUGCCCACCCUCGGCUGUGCCGUUGUGCCUGUUCGCUCACCUUUCCCACUGCUCCCCUCCCGCUCACACUCGGGCCAGGGCAGAGCCCUUGGCUGCUGGCCUUGUUCUUGGGAGGGACCCAGCUGGCCAGAGGGGCUCGUGCCAGGCUCUGCAGCCCUUGGGCAGCAGCAGAUGCCCACUGCUCCUGGGCAAGGUCCCCUGUGCCAUUGCUCAGCUUUUCCCUGCUCCGUGCUGCCAGAGCUGCUUGGGGUGCAUUUAGCUCCUGCUGUGGGUGCAGCCUGGUGCUGCCGUGGGGUGGGAUGUGCUCUCUCCAGACACUGGCUGCCCUCUCCCCAUGUUAAUUUGCUGUUCCUAAGCCCUCAUUACCCCCUCUGCUGCCAUGUGUGACUCAAAUAACUUUCAAGGACGUUUUGCAAAACUUGACAUCCUCACAGGCGUGGGCCUUGAGUCCAAACCUCUACUUCCCAGGCUUGAGGAAAUCUCAAAUUUGGAUCCAUGGUUUGCAACUAAGUGUUCUCUGAAUGCUGCAGGGGUCAUGAAGGAUUUCUUGCCUGGUCUCCCUCUCAGUGUGCUGACCUGGAUGCACAUCCUGGAUCCAAUCUCAGGGAAAGCUGGUCACCUUGCUGUACAUAUCAGUGUUUCUGAAGAAAGACUAUGCUGUUUCAUUGACUUUCUUCUCAGUGAUUCCAACAAUUUACGGUUUUAAUGCAAAAAAAAAAUACUACCUUUAUUUUUUUUAAAUUUGACAUCUCUUUAGAACUGUACAGAUGUUGACAGGUUUCUUCUCAUAUUUUCUGUUCAGCAAAAGCCUUGUUUUUAUUGCAAGAUUUGCACUAAAAAGGAGGGUGUUUUGCUCACUGGGCCAGGAGCUCACUCUGGCCAAGUGCAACUGUGGUUUGCCUGCAAGUGUCGUCUCUCUGUAUUUCUGCCUGAGUUUUGUUUUUAAAUAAAGAGUUCAUCGGACAGUGAA
Molecule: messenger RNA, 2339 nt
Organism: Lonchura striata (white-rumped munia)
Lineage: Eukaryota; Metazoa; Chordata; Aves; Passeriformes; Estrildidae
Gene: SEPTIN6
Product: septin 6
Molecular function (GO): GTP binding
Source: RefSeq, a predicted model, not a curated record